GACAUUGAAGUAAUGGAGGAUUUAGAUAAUGGAAAGCCGCCUUGACCUGAAACUUUUUUUUAAACUUUAACUCGGGAAUAUGAUUUGUUAUAACGGAAGAGUUGUAUUUUUUCACCACCUCACUUAAUAUUCCUGUUUUACAUUUGUAGACUCUAAAAGCCAAACUCCUUAAUUGGAGAAAAUGAAAACACACACAGGUAGUAGGUUGUAACCUCAGCAAGGAAUGUAUUCUUUUCUUAAAGUUCUUUUCUACAACCAUCUUUGUUCUUUAUGUAUUCUAUUUGUUACUUCGGAAUCCUUCCAGAAUGGUUGCUUUUCAACUUUGAGGAAUAAAAGAUGACCUCCAAUUUGCUUUCUCCUGACGCUAUAAAGAUUAUAAAUGCAUGCAUGCCAUCUCUGUGGUUCUGCAAUUCAGAAGACCUGGUACAUCUUAUUGUACUCUUGACACAGAUUUUCGUGGUUGCGAAAACACAAGUAGACAUGGCAAACGUAAGCUUUCUCGAUUUCCAUUACAAGAUUUCGAAGAAUAAGUUUCUGCGGAAGCCAUCUCGGCUAUUUUCUCGAGACAGGCAAAAUUCUGGCUUGUUACCCACAUUCAUGCCAAACAGAAAUGAGAUGAAAAAAGUGUUUGAUAAAAUUGAUUCCAACAAAGAUGGGAAAAUAUCCCAGUCGGAGUACAAGGCAAUUCUGAGAGCUCUAGGACAGGGAAACAUAACUGCAGAAGUUCCGAAAAUCUUCCAGGCGGUUGAUCAGGAUGGAGAUGGUUAUAUUGACUUUAAAGAGUUUACGGAAAUACACAAGAAGGGAGGAGGGGUUAGAACAAUGGACAUACAGAGUGCAUUUCGGGCAUUUGAUAUGAACCACGAUGGGAAAGCGUUAACAAGAAAACUGUUAUCCAAUGCACCUAAAGUCAAACUCUGCACUCCUCCAUUAGUAAACUCCUAA
Molecule: messenger RNA, 945 nt
Organism: Pistacia vera
Lineage: Eukaryota; Viridiplantae; Streptophyta; Magnoliopsida; Sapindales; Anacardiaceae
Product: calmodulin-like protein 1
Exons: 1
Coding region: 337-945 (202 amino acids)
Molecular function (GO): calcium ion binding
Source: RefSeq, a predicted model, not a curated record